UUGCAGGUUGUAAAAGUUCGGCCAUCAGACCCCGAUGCGAAGCGCAGGUAUAAUGAAUGCAGAAAGAUUGUCAAGCGACUGGCAUUCGAGAAGGCGAUUCGAGUGGAGCGAACAGAGAAGACAGCGUCCACGUUGAUCGACUUGGACUCAAUGGUUAUUGAAGACGAUUAUCACGGGCCGGCGUUGAAGGAUGAUAAAGUGACUAAAGAAUUCAUGGACAGGCUGGUUGAGACCUUCAGGGAUCAAAAAAAGUUGCAUCGCAAGUUUGCGUAUUCGAUACUGCUUCAAGCUCUGAAGUAUUUCAAGACUGUACCUAGUCUGGUAGAAAUCGAUUUACCGAAAGGCAGUCGACUGACCGUGUGCGGUGAUGUUCACGGUCAGUAUUAUGACCUGCUGAAUAUUUUUCAUCUGAACGGUUAUCCUUCUGAAAACAAUCCUUACUUAUUCAACGGCGACUUUGUCGAUCGUGGUUCAUUUUCCGUCGAGACUAUUUUCACGUUGCUAGGGUAUAAGUUAUUGUAUCCAAAUCACUUUUUCAUGACCAGAGGUGAUGAAUCAAAUGUAUGGUUUCGAGGGAGAGGUCCUGUUCAACUGGUUGCCGCUGGCUUACUUGGUCAACAAAAGUGUUUUGGUAGGCAGAUUUCGAUUUUCAUUAUGCACGGUGGGCUUUUCGCACAUGACGGCGUGACUCUGGACGACAUUCGCAAAGUGGAUCGAAACAGACAGCCGCCGGAGGAAGGAGUGAUGUGUGAUCUGCUCUGGUCUGAUCCGCAGGUACUUCCUGGUCGUAGUCCGUCGAAGCGUGGCGUAGGCAUUCAGUUUGGACCAGACGUGACAAAGCGGUUCUGCCGCGAAAACGGUUUACAGUACAUAGUCAGGAGCCAUGAAGUGAAACAAGAAGGUUAUGAAGUUGCUCACAACGGCCAGUGUAUCACGGUGUUUUCUGCACCAAAUUACUGUGACACGAUGGAUAACAAAGGAGCGUUCAUGACCAUUACCGGAAACAACCUAGCGCCCAAGUUCACGACCUUCGAUGCGGUAGAACACCCAAAAGUGCGGCCGAUGGCAUAUGCCAAUAAUUUCUUCGCUUGUUUGUAA
This is a messenger RNA of Soboliphyme baturini, 1098 nucleotides long. NCBI's taxonomy places the organism in Eukaryota, Metazoa, Nematoda, Enoplea, Dioctophymatida, Soboliphymatidae. The record is from the annotation of a GenBank genome assembly.